Molecule: messenger RNA, 504 nt
Organism: Sphaerulina musiva SO2202
Lineage: Eukaryota; Fungi; Ascomycota; Dothideomycetes; Mycosphaerellales; Mycosphaerellaceae
Exons: 3
Coding region: 1-504 (167 amino acids)
Source: RefSeq, a predicted model, not a curated record
AUGUCUUCAUCUUCCACCACCCCACUCACCCAGUCCGCAUCUACUCCCACUUCCGUUACCGACCAUGUGGCCCCAAAGUCAUUUCCAUUGCUUGACCUGCCCGACGAAUUAAUUCUCCAAGUUCUCAAGCACGCCGUUGUAACCAGCUCAGAAGACAUCGUCAUCCCCGUGCUCAAGGGACGCAGACCUGAUCCGCCCGAACCUGAACUGCACUUGGCUCAACCAGCCAUUACGCGAGUUUCUCGAGCAUUCCGAUGUGAAGGUCUUAAACUUUUCUAUGGCCAGAAUACCUUUUUGAGCUAUAGCCAUAUUUCGGGACUCAACAAUGUGUAUGACUGGAUGAGCUGGGGAGGGGUGCACCCGAAGACUUUUGUGCGAGAGUGUCGGGGGCCUCAAGGGAUCGCUGGGUAUCAGAUGUCGUUUGGCAAGCCUGCGAAGACCACAGAUAAAGACGAGGGUGGAGCAAAGUGGUUGGAGCUUAACCCAGAGGGUGUGCAUCUAUAA